Molecule: messenger RNA, 1867 nt
Organism: Rhododendron vialii
Lineage: Eukaryota; Viridiplantae; Streptophyta; Magnoliopsida; Ericales; Ericaceae
Product: alpha-1,3-arabinosyltransferase XAT3-like
Exons: 3
Coding region: 319-1674 (451 amino acids)
Molecular function (GO): glycosyltransferase activity
Source: RefSeq, a predicted model, not a curated record
GAGCGUAAGCUGACCCCGGCAUCCUAUUAUUUGAAGACAUGUAUCUAACCAUAUGUAAAUCAAACAUUUCGAUAUGUAUAUAGAUGCAAUUCUUGAGCUCUAAGUUGUUUACUGGAUUAAACUAAUCGAAGGAGGGGAAAAAAAUAAGGGAGGAGCGAAGCACGAAGGUAGGGAAACGAUGACCAGAAUAAAGAAGAAAAUGCAAAGUCUAGUUAACAAAAUUGACUAGCCAACACAUACUUAACUCUUUCAUUGAGCACCUCCAUUGUUGUUAAACUAAAGCUCAAAACUCUGAGCAGGUUUUCAGAUCGUUGGAAGAUGGAGAAGCUGCCCAGAAGUCUGAUUUUACGAGCAACUCCGUUUUUCUUCUUGCUUCUCCUCUCCUUGAUCUACACUGUCGAAAUCGGAUCGCAUGUUCCAUCGAAUAUAUGGACGAAAAACAACGCUACUGGGGGCGCAAAUCACUUAGAAGUUAAAGCGAGCCUGCCUCAGAUCAUGAAAAGACUUGUCAAAGGAUAUUCUCAAACGCAACUGGAAGCGACCGGAUUUGCUUGCCAUUCGGAUGUUCACACUAAAGUUUGUGUGUCCAAUAAACCAGUAACGAUCGACACGGGUACAAUGAAGGUUUAUGCACCACUUAGUCAAGCGAUGGCGCACCAAGCAAAUCGCACGAUUAGUCCAUAUCCGAGGAGGGAAGACAAGACGGCCAUGGAAUUAGUUUCUUCAGUCCAUAUACUUCGGGGAAAGAUCCACCCCCCUCCGGCUUGUGAUUGUACGCACGACGUCCCAGCCGUAGUCUUCUCAUCCGGCGGCUUCACAGGAGACAUAUUCCAUGAAUUCAAUGAAGUAAUCAUCCCUUUAUUCCUCACCAGUCGCCACUUCCAAUCUCGCCUACGUUUCAUUGUCACCGAUUUCAAACCUCAGUUUAUUGCUAAAUUCAGCAAAGUUCUGUCCCAUCUGUCUAGUUAUGAGCUUAUCAAUCCGGCGGCAAAUGGAAGCGUGCAUUGCUUUCCUGGAGUAGUUGUCGGGCUUCACUAUCACGACAAUCUCGCCAUCAAGGCCACGGACGUUCCCAAAGGUUACUCCAUGCUUGAUUUCAAGCAGUUUCUCCGAGAUUCAUACAAUCUGAAGAUACGAGAUUUGUCGCGGAUGAAAAGACCGGUGUUGGUACUCAUUUCUCGUCCGAAACCAAGAAUGUUUCUGAACCAGAAUCAGAUGGUGACAAUGAUGACGCUAUUGGGCUUUCGAGUCGUCCUCGCAAAGCCCGAUAUGAUGGCCAAUGUAGACAAGUUCGCAAAGGUACUCAACUUGUGCAGCGUGCUAGUCGGAGCCCACGAUGCCGCGCUUACAACCGAAAUCUUCCUGCCCGAAGGUGCUGUCAUGGUGCAAGUGGUGGGGCUGGGACUGGAAUGGGCCUCGGCAACCUACUACGGCGGGCCGGCUGCAGAGAUGGGUUUGAAUUACAUAGAGUACAAGAUCGAACCGGAGGAAAGCUCUCUCAUCUCAGUUUAUGGAAGAGAUGACCCUGUCAUUACUAACCCGGAAUCGAUAGCGUCGAAAGGGUAUACGGUCGGUAGAAGCGUGUACUUUGAAGGGCAGAAUUUUAACAUAAGUAUUGCGAGGUUUAGAAAGACUCUUGUCCAAGCACUUGGACUUCUCGGGCGAUCGGCUUGAAAGAAGAAACAGAGUGUUUUGAGAUGAUUCUUUCUGGUGUUCAAAAAAGAAGAAGAAGAAGAGAUGAUUCUUUCCAGUUUUACUUGUGAAGAUACAGUUUUAAGAAAGACAAAGGAAUUCCUUGUUACUUCGUCCGUCCCUAUUUGUUGAUCCCUAUUGGGGGAUUUGAUCACUAAUUUUUCCACUUUUACCA